Molecule: messenger RNA, 7847 nt
Organism: Leptidea sinapis
Lineage: Eukaryota; Metazoa; Arthropoda; Insecta; Lepidoptera; Pieridae
Gene: Ube4B
Product: ubiquitin conjugation factor E4 B
Exons: 19
Coding region: 170-3841 (1223 amino acids)
Biological process (GO): protein polyubiquitination
Cellular component (GO): ubiquitin ligase complex; cytoplasm; nucleus
Molecular function (GO): ubiquitin-ubiquitin ligase activity
Source: RefSeq, a predicted model, not a curated record
CAUCCUCAACAAAACGUCAAGUCUCAGCUGUGAACCACAAAGGUGAUGAUUGACUGUUUGACGUAGUGCUUCUGAUUACAUUCUUUGAUUUCUACUGCAUUACGAUAGAAAAUCCCAGAGAAUUCUUAUACAACCAAUUCUUAUUAUACAGGAAGCAAAUCUUACAAUAAUGAGUGAAUUAAGUCAAGAAGAGAUAAGAAGACGACGGCUGGCAAGGCUAGCAGCACUAGGUGGAACUGGGCCGUCACCAACUACUACCAGUCCACCAGUUACACCUAGCGCAUCUGUACCAUCUGAUGCCAUAAGUCCGUCACAGCCCAACAGAAAAUCACCAUCACCAAGGACAUCUGCAGAAAAUACCCCAAAAAAUAUAAACAAUGAAGAAAAUUACACAGAGAGUACAAAUGAAGUGUCAGAACAGAAUCAAAUACCAGCUGUUGGUUUGAUAGUGACUGAAAAAACAGAAAACUUAUUAGAAGAAAUAUCUGAUACAAAAAUGACAGAUCUAUCACAGACAAGGCAGUACAACAGUUUUGACUCUAUGGGUGAUGAUGCUUUGUUGACUUGUGGUUCUGUUAGAGUGGGACCCUUGCCUCAGUCAACUGUAACUGGUUCAGAAGGUGUCUCUAAUAGAGAAGAUAGCACAUCAAGAUCCAUUUCCCCACCUCAGUUUGUUGAGCCAUCUCCAGUAAGACAAAGGACAAACAAUGCUUCUCCAAGCUGCUCAAGGCGAUCACUCUCAAUGGAAGUAGAUGAUGUAUCUGAACGAAAUUCACAGUCAGAUACUCAACAAGAACCAAUGGAGGUUGAGGAUGGUGACUCUUUACAAUCACCUGCCCGCAAGAUACAACGAUCAAGGACAAUUAGCUCUACUGAAAUGACGGAAGAACAGCUUAGGAGUAUUAUAGCCAAUAUUUUACAAACAUCUUGGUCUGAAGAAUGUACAGGUGGUACAUUUGCACCCUCUGUAGCUGCAUCAUUGCUUGAUAACCCAAAUAUCUCUUUAGAAGAGCUAGCUUCCCAAGCCAUAAUGGAUGUAAUUGGUCAAAUAAGUGAUGGAUCAGAUCCGCUGAAUUAUAAACCUUUAGUCGCAGUACUUACGAGAGAUAGCAUGAAAGAGCUUAGUGAAGAAAAUGAUGAUGAUCCAUUAGCGAAAGAUCCAAGCACAAUUAAACCUGAGGUGGAAGAGGGUGAAUGCCCAAAACCAUCAUUACCAUUACCCAAAGACAUACCAUCACAAAGCCUAGCUGUUAGCUAUUUGGCGAAAUUCUACUACAAUAUCAAUAUUUACGAGCGUGAUUAUCCCAAGAAGAGUUCAGAACCACCUUUGAGUGACUUACUACUAAAUUUGCGAAAGAUAAUAGUGGAUCAUUUGAUACUAGUGUUGAGAGGCCAAUUCGGAUUGGUAAAGAGUCGGAAAUCUCCACUCCUGCCUUAUGUUAUGCUUUGCAUCACCCCACUUGGGCUGUUGUCUGAGUUGUUACGCGCAGUUUAUCAGGACCAAGAUGCUUUGGAAGAGGUAUUUGUACCCUUACUAAUGGGUAUUCGCGAGGAAAUGCGUCGACGUGUAUCACCCUUAAUAUGCUCCGGGGAAGGUGCAGCGUUGCGAGCUCUACGUGCGUUGUGCGAGCUUAGAGCUGGUCCGAGACACUCGGCUAGACCAAUAUGCGCACUAAUUGCCAAGCUGCCUAGCUUGUGUCCGGCUCCGGUCACCACUGCGCCUGGCAGGGAAAUAGCACGUGUUAGCUUCCUCGGACCAUUCUUUGCGAUGUCGCUGUUUGCGGAAGAGAAUCCCCUAUUCGCCGAGCGUAUGUUCGCUUCGGGGACUGACCAGAGCUUGGCUUUCGCACUGCAAAGGGAGGUGGAAGCCAGCAGAAAUACGUUGCACAAUAUUUGCCACAAUAUCCUGCUCUGCCCAGAGGCUCGGGAACCAUUUCUACUGUACUUUGCUGCCCUGCUGCAACGUAAUGAACGGCGGGCGCAAAUGCAAACCGAUGAGAGGUCUCUAGCUGGUGACGGAUUCAUGCUGAACGUAUGUUCGGUACUGCAGCUCCUGUCAGUGCGAAUUAAGAUGGAUCGCGUGUACCCGUUGUACACAUUCCAACCCGGAACUUGGCUGAACAUCCGUGACGAGACCCGGCUAUACUUCACAGCCCAGGAGGCGCAGGAUUGGCUGGAUUCGCUAAACAAGGAUCCGAGCCACACUUGGCCAGAAGCGAAGUUCCAGACAGUAUGUUGGUUCCUGACUCUGCACAUGCAUCAUGUGGCGCUCAUACCGGCCCUCAACACACACCAGAGAAGGAUUCGAGCGUUCCGUGAUCUACAAAAGGUGAUAGAGGAACUGGUGGCGGCGGAGCCACAAUGGAGAAACAGUAUGAACGCGAUGCGGAACAGAGAACUGCUGUUGAGGUGGAAAAGGCAGAUAAAGAGAUUGCACAGGUCGAAGCAGUGCGCGGAGACAGCGCUCCUCGACCCGGACCUGAUGCGGCGUGGAGUGCAGUUCUACUCGUCGGUGUGCGCGCUCCUCGUGAAGCAGCUGGAGGCGGCUGCGAGGGCUCCGCGAGACCAGCCCAGCUCCAGUGACCACGCCUUCCGCGCCACGCCAGAGUGGUACGUCGAGGACAUCGCAGAGUUCAUGCUGUUCGCCGUGCAAUACGUUCCACAAAUAGUCGCGUACUCGAUCGAGGACCCGAUCAUCACGUGGUUACUCAGCGCCAUCUGCCACUCACACCUCAUAAAGAACCCUUACCUCGUCGCGAAGAUCGUGGAAGUGCUGUUCGUGAUCAACCUCUCCCUGCCGAUGAAGCUCAAGAACGUGUACGAGAAGUUUAUGGACCACCCGAUGUCGCAGACCGCGUUGCCGAGCGCUCUCAUGAAGUUCUACACCGAUAUUGAGACGACUGGCCAGAGUACGGAGUUCUACGACAAGUUCACAAUACGAUUCCACAUUAGUAUUAUACUGAAGGGGAUGUGGGAGCGGCCUAUACAUAAACAAGCCAUCAUUCAGGAGUCGCGAUCCGGGGACCAGUUCGUCAAGUUUAUCAACAUGCUGAUGAACGACACCACAUUCCUACUGGACGAAUGUCUCACGUACCUGAAACGCAUCCACGAGGCGCAGGAGGCAGAGAACGCAAGUCCGGGCGCAGAAGCACGAAACCGUGCGCUUGCGCAGGACGAGAGACAGUGCCGCUCAUAUCUCACGCUGGCGAGAGAGACGGUAGACAUGUUGGAGUACCUGACGGUAGAUAUUAAGGAGCCGUUCCUCCGAGCAGAGCUGGUGGAUAGACUGGCGUCAAUGCUCAACUUCAAUCUGCAACAACUCUGCGGGCCCAAGUGCAAUAACCUUAAAGUGCGUCGUCCAGAAAAGUACGGGUGGGAGCCGCGACGGCUGUUAAGUCAGCUGGUCGACAUCUACUUACACCUGGACUCGCCUCUCUUCCACGCCGCACUUGCAGCUGACGAGCGUUCGUUCCGCAAGGAGUUGUUCGAGGAGGCAGCACUGCGACUCGCCAAGUCCUGCAUCAAGACCUCGUCGGAGAUCGAACGCUUCAAGGCGCUCGCUGACAAUGCAUAUCAGAUUGCUGUAUCAAAUCAGCAGAAAAACGACGAGUUUGCGGACGCACCGGAAGAAUUCCGCGAUCCGCUCAUGGACACGCUCAUGACAGACCCCGUGCUGUUGCCCUCGGGAAAGGUGAUGGACAGGUCGGUGAUUCUGCGACAUUUGCUGAACAGCGCCACAGAUCCCUUCAACCGGCAGCCACUCAGUGAAGACCAGUUGCGCCCAGCGGUGGAAUUGAAAGAAAGAAUAUCACAAUGGCAGCGUGAGAAGAAAUCAUCAUAAAUUUAUCAACUAAGUCUGAUGUACAUAGUAUGCAUAUAUUGAUACUAGCGGACUAUUGUCCAAGUAUGAAUGGGAGACGCGAAAACCAAUAAUUUUCUAUGUAAUUACAUUAUUCUAUCACCCUACCCUGUCUAUAGGCGAAAUGUUUCUAUGGACGCUGGGCUGUUAUACUCGUGAACACUUGUUUACUGGCCGACGGUCGGAUAAAGACUGACACGGAUUCGCGUUGACAAGUAAUGUAUAUCUACCCACAUUUACACUCGUGAUGAGUUCAUCUAACUACCUAGAAAGAAUCAAAUGAUCUCAUUGAAAGAUUAGAAAUUUAGUUUCAAAUUUCACGAGUAACAGCUAAAAUAACGAGUUCUAGACUGUGAUAGUGAUCACAAAUACACACGCAUUAUUGACAAUGUGUUUUAUUUUAAUAUUUAGUUCUAUAUUUAAUGUUAUAUUAUGUCCUGAUCACACGAGUUUCCACUGCAAAAUUCAAUGAAUAAAUAUAAUUCUAUUAAAUUACAAAAGUUCUAUUAGUAAAAUUAAGUUAUUUAUGUUUUAAAGCGAAAUGUCAUUUUGACAGAUAGUGAAAAAAAUUAUUUAUUUGGUAUUAGUUAGAACUUAUUUUAGAAUUGCAUUUGUUUGCGAACACUUAGUUACAUUGAAGCCUUGAAAAACAUUUCACUAAAAAUUAUUAUUAACUAAACUUAAACCAAGUUAGUUAAAAGUUAAAACUACCCUCAAAAAAUUCUAGUGAUUCAAUGAAAUAGCAAACAUGCAAUUUGAAUGAAUUUUUUUCCACGUUGCAAAUGUUUAUAAGGCGUGUUUUUUUAUUGAUCUCAUUGAUACAUUACUAGGGUCAUGACAGUAGAAUUUUUUACAGAAUAGUUAGAUAGCAUUGAACCAAGUUGUUAGGCUAAGACAAAUGUACUAUGAAGGAGUUAAAAUAAAUAGUUCCUCAGCGGCCGUCAUAGGAAUUAUAUGAGUAUUUUCGAAGCUUGACACCUUUUGCUCUUGACGAAUAUUAAAUAUAUUUAUUUAUCGAGCAAACCAGUCUGCCAAGUAAUCCAAUCUAACAAACCCUAUUGUAAAUAAGGCAGCUGUUGACUAGAGUAAACUACAUACAAUGAACGCGAAGUAAACUCAUUUCAAAUUUAAAACUUUUUGCCACUACUGAGUUAUAUGACAGGGAGAAGUAAUUUUAAACUUGGAGUAACUUUACGCCGCGUUUAAUAAUAACACAGUUAAGUGUUUAUAAACACUGUUUUUUAAUCUAUACUAAUAUUAUAAAGCUGCAGUGUUUGUUUGUUUGUUUGAACGCGCAAAUCUCUGGUACUACUGGUCCGAUUUGAAUGAUUCUUUCAGUGUUGGGUAGUCCAUUUAUCGAGGAAAGCUAUAGGCUAUGUUUUUUUUUCAAAAUUAGGGAUCCGUAAUAAAAUUGCUAUUUUGUAACACAAGGUGUAAAAUCGAAAACCUAUUUUUGCGUGCGCUGCAAAAACUAUUGACAAUAGAACAAAAUGAUGUACAGGCUAUAAUAUAGGCAAUAUUUUAUUACUUAUAAAACUAUCGCGUGAAUUAUACUUUAUAUGGCAAAACAACGUUUGCCGGGUCAGCUAGUUUAUCAUAAACGGUUUAUUCGUCUUAAUUUUUGAGCACCUGUAUUUCGACGUGGGGCGGUGGACGCGAGAUGAGUGGCGAUAAUUAUACAUACUCUAUUAUUACUUGAGCUCUCUGUCUGACUUAUUGAUCAAUGCUACAACAGCAGGCUACAAAUAUGAAAUAUUACUCAAAAGCAGCUGUUAAUGGAUGAUGAAACCCAUUGACCAUGGGUUACGGUGCUGAGUCUAACACCUAUAGAACGUACUUGAUAAGACUUUACAUACGUAAAUCUUAGCCGAGUGAAAGCUUAUCAAAAUCUUUGUUUUAUAGUCAUUUGAUAGCUGAAAUAAUGCUCAGCUUAACCUAAGACAGCCCAGCGUAAAAUUUUACUUAAGUAAAGUCUGAGCACUGUACUGUUCUGAUACGAGCUUUAUUCCUAUUUCAAAUAUACAUCACAUACGGUCGCUUAGUGUUAAAUACUUACAUUAUCUCGUCCCACGUAGUGCUAGACUUAGCAUAAAAAGACAAAACACUUUAACAAACUCAAAUAACAGGGAGUCUUUACAGUUGUUAGGUAAAAGGAUUUGGUUAUACAGCCCCAUCUCAAAAAUUCAUAUUCUGUAUAAUCAUUAAGCCUGAAUAUUAAAUUUUUGUAAAAAAUUAUCAAUAUUUAUUGUUAUUUAAACGAACGCAAAAUUUUGGUUUCACAUAAACUAAUAUAUAAAGAAGGAGAAACUAUGUGAAAAAUAUUUUUCGCAUACCCCGGCUUAUGUCGGGUGGUGUCAUACGUAGAAGUUUAAAAAUACGGUCGAAGCGCCAAUUUCACCAAUCACUUCAAACUGAGUUAUAAAACUGAUCUCGAUUAAACACGAAGCGAUUUCAGCAACACCUUAUGAGCGUUUUGAUGUAAACUGAGUUUACAUGUCAUAAACAAUAGAAUGUAUCAAACACCUGUCAGAACUGUCAUCGUUAAGUAUGCGCAAAAUCGAAAUGUCAAUGUUUCUAUUACGAUUACGACCGCGAUAGUGACAGCUCUUGAACGCCAUUAUAUAUGUUGAACAUCCUAAAUUUGUCGGUCAGCAUUUAAACGCGUUUGGGAUACAAUUGCGUUUAGUUUGUGUUGGUGAAAACAGAAUUGAAUCUAUAAAGUCGCUUACAGGCGUAAGCGUAGUUCAAAGUGUUUUAAUCGCUUCCUACUUUAAUGGUGAAAUCGGGCCUAUGUGGCAGAUGGCGCAGGCGGAUGUACACAAAUCGUAGAAAAAAUCCACACAUUUGCGCAUGAACGAUCAUUAGAAACUGAAUACACACACGUUACAACUACCCUCAUUUAUAAAAGCAUCAAUUAUAGAAUAAAUUUCUUGUUACAAAAGGCCUAACCCAAUUACAUUAAGUAUUAACUCAAAUCAUUACUGUGUACUGCAAAGUAACUCUUGUAAAUAUAUCUGAUUUGUCUAGAAAUACUUCAAAUGCGUUUAGCUUGGGCUGUUAAAGACAAGACGGGUAAAAAUAUAUUUAAUUUUAACUUACUUGCACACAGUUGUGGUUUUUAUUGUGACUAAUGGAUUUAGUUUCCUAGCGAUUGUGUUCCUUGCAACUUCAAUUAUAAUAUAGACAUAGAUAGUAUGACUCAAAGGGGCAAAACAUAAUAUAUAACACGGCUCAAGACCCCAAUGUUUCUGUAUCGAAUUAAUCGAAUUGAAACUUUAAUAUAAUGAUACUCCACACUGCCAAUUUAUCAGAUUAGCAUAAAUAAAUACUUUCAGUUCCAUUCCCUGAUAUGAUAAUGCUAAUGAUAGUAACUCCUUACGGCCCUUUUCAAUAUAAAAUCUGAAUCUUUUUUAAAUCCAGAUUCUGUGUCAUUCGUGGAUCGAUACUGAAUUUGCACUUUAGUAUGUCUCAUCUAUCCAUAUUAAUAGUCGAGUAAACGCUUACAUAUCAAAUUCAUACAAUUAUUAAAACUUAGAUCAUAUAUACGUCUAGAUAGACUGUCACAACUGAAAACGUCGAAAGGUUCACCUCCAAUUUGAGCAAUGCACGCACACUAACACAAAGUGACUUAAAAUCGCGUGUAAGACGUAGCUUGUCCUGCAUAUUGAAGUAAUAAUAAUAAAAAAAGUAAAAAUAAGCCUGGCCUGUUUGCAUUGGUUGUCCAGCAACAAGAGGCUCCAUCUAAAGGUAUUAAUUAUCUUAGUAUUAAUACAUCUUCCCAUAGAGGAUUCGAUAACAAGUCAUUAAAAGGUUCCACAGAUUAUAUUGAAAUGCAAAAAUCAGGAAAUCGGCCGUAAGUUACUUUGACUCUGUAAUAUGUUGGAAUAUUUACUUGGUCUCAUUGUAAAGUGAAUAAUUAAGUCUAUACUUAUUAUAAUAAACAUUAUAUAGUCUCUAUGUUGAUAUGCCAAUAAAAUAUGGUAAACUA